GUAAAUUCAUGAUUUUCAGUAGUAAAUGAUAUACCGAAGGCUUCCGGAGCAACCAUGACGUACGAUGAGCGAAAGCUGAUAAGGAAGAAAACCAAGUACGCCAACGAAGAUAACUAUCUGUCCCUGGCGGAAACAUGCGAGCGACUGGGGGAACUGUACAAGGAGCGCGAGGAACAUCAGCGGGCCCUGAACGAGUACAAGCUUGCGGCCAAAGCGUACGAGAAGCUGAACCGGCGUAUGGAACGCGGCCUCGCGUUCCGUAUGAUCGGCGAAAUGUACCUCAUGCUGGGCCAGUUCAAAGAGGCACUCCAGAACGUCCAAGCUUACAUGCGAGCGGCCCAGAACGAAGGAAAUCGAAUGGAAAUGCAACGGGCACACGUCACGAUCGGACGGGUACAUCUGCACCGUGCCGAGUGUCAAUCAUCUGCCGAUGCCGAAGCGGAUCUGAUUGAGGCGGAGAAAGCGUUCCAUAAAGGGCUGGAGAUGUGCAAAGAUUUGCAAGGGAGUACGCGGAAGCACGAUCUCAUGGAAAUGGAGGCAGGAAUCUACCUAAACCUCGGUGUAACACUCGAUCGUCGAGGAAAACCGGAAACAGCCCAACAGCACAUGGAGCGUGCAAUAAGAUUGGCCCGAGAUGCGGAUCUUUUCGAGCUGCUGCACACAUGCUAUAGCACGAUGGCCCUAUCGACGUCGCGCUGGGAGCGCAAAGAAGGUUCCGGGGGUCCGAACUGUGGUAAAACGUUGCGCCUGCUCAAUCAAGCCCUGGAGGUGGCAUCGAGAUUGCAGAACCGUGCCUCAAAGAUGUGCCAAACGCUGCUGCUGAAAGGUGAAUUCUUUAUCCGAAUGGGUGACUUCCAGAGUGCGCGACAAACGCUGAAGAAAGCCUACCGAUUAAAGACGCCCGUGUCUACGGAUGCAAAGGUGAUUGAAACACAGCUCAAGGUGCUGGUAGCGAUGUGUCGUACCGAAGACGAUCUCAUUACAACCGACGCGACUGAUUACGCACGCAGGAAGACACUGUACGAGCGUAUGGGUGAUGGAUCGUGCAAGCUGCGUAAUUUUGCCAAAGCCAUCGGGUACUACACCCGGAUGCUGGAGUGUGCUGAGGCAGCUGGAGAGGUCAAUCGGCAGCUGAUACCCUGCUACGUUAGUCUGUACCAAACGUACACCGACAAUCGGCAGUACGAGGAAGCACUUGACUUCCUGUGGAAAGAGUACGCCAUCAUUUCCGACGAGCCCAAGGAAGCGUAUCACACGCUUCUGCAAAUUGCGAAACUGUACGAGAGGCAGAAAAGUCGUUCCUUCUUCGAGACUUCCGACAUUUACCGGAAAGCACAAUUGGAAGCGCGAAAGCUUGGUUCGAUUGAGCUGGAAAAGGUACCGAUACAGCGGGCAGUCAAACUGCUCCGUGCCAACUGCAUGGAACUGAUGGCGGAAGAUCUGGAGCGGGAGGCUGUAACAGCAGGCAUUGAUCUAGGCACCGGGCCCGAACUGGACAGUGAAGAACUUCCAGAUUCCGAGGGUGAUCUACUGGCCGGUCCGGUUGGUAUUAUUGAUGAAGAGCUUCAAGAGAAUGAUCAUGAUACGCCCAACAUCGGCGACGAUGUGCAGCUAGAUGUCGAUCUCUCCGAUGACGCCGACAGCGAUGGACAAUCUGCGAAUAAGUCGGCGUCGGUAUCCAUCAACGACCUCGAUAGCACAGCAGCUGGAACGACUCCUGGUUCCAGAACACGCAAACGUGGCACAACAUUCGCAGUGCGGCGCAACAAUAAGGGCGAAACGCAGCUUCACCAAGCGGCCAUCUCGGGAAACAAGGCGUUGGCCGAACGAUUGAUCAUCCAAGGGCAUCCGGUGAAUGUGCGCGAUCAUGCUGGUUGGUUACCAUUGCAUGAAGCUUGCAUUCAUGGGCACACCGAAAUCGUUGAACUGCUACUAGACCGCGGAGCACAUCUGAAUGAUAAAGGAGGAACCAGCUGUGAUGGUAUAACUCCACUGUACGAUGCCUGCAGUAAUGGUCGUUUGGAUGUUGUCGAGCUGCUGCUGGAACGUGGUGCCAAUGCAACGCACCGUACCGACUUUGGUGAUACGGCUCUAAACGUUCUCGACAAGUGGUACAGCGAACGGAAACCCGGAUCACUUUCAUCGGAACAGUGUGCUCAAUAUUCGCGGAUACGUGAACUCUUGGUGACCAAGUUUGAUGCUGCAGCCAUCCAAACCUCACCUCCACCUACGGUAGAUGAUUCGGGCAGGUCAAAGUCUAGCAGAAAAGCUCCUCGAGGAAUGUCACAAGCAACGCCCGACGCUUCACCGCAAAGCCUUUCACUACGACGCUCCGGAACAGCAUCGUCUGGAUAUGGCAGUGCACAAUCUGUACCUUCCAAGCAUCGUAACACGCUGCCGGAUCAAGACAGCUCCGAGAGCUCGGAUGAAUCGCAACACAGUGAAAAGGAUGAAGAUGGCGCAGUGGAGCGUAAACGAUCCGGCGUCAAAGAGUAUCGUAGUGCAAUGCAAGCAUUGCGUAAAACUUCAAAUGGAACGGUUACUGAACUACCUUCAAAGUCUCGCUUAUCUCUUUCCGCUCAAAAGAAGCGCCUAGCGCACAUGACAAUGGAGGAAGUAGAUGCCGAUGACUGGCUAAUCGAUGAUUUGCAGCAAUCGGCCAAACGAAGCCGUGUCAGUCGCAAUCUACACAACUCGUUACUGGAUGGACAGCAGCUAAGACGCUCCUCUUCCUAUUCCAGUCCAAAACCUGUGCGCAAAGAGCGACUGCUUGAUGACGAUCCAGCCUCCGUCACGGCAAACCACUCUCGUAUGGACGCGUUAGUCGAUUCGGAAGAUUCGGAGGAUGAUCUAGUGGAUAGUGGAUGCGAAAGAGAGGCACGGCAAAGCGUUACAGCGAAGGAUACCACCGGAGACAGUGCCUUCAGUGUGCUAAUGAAUAAUUCAUCGAAGAGCUUUCGAAGGAUAAAGCAACGUCGUGGUUCGGCUGAAUUGCGUUCGUCCCUAAGUCGGAGAUACUCUUCCGGACAGGUAUCGCUUGUUGAUGCCGGCUUUCAACGCGUAGCAAGCCCCACUGUAGAGGAGAAAGAAAAUCAUGCUCCUCCAGCUACGAUGGAGCUGGCAUCACCAGCAAAGCGUUCGUUGAGCCCCAGAUCUCAGACGAUGGUUGCAAGUAGCGAGCCGAUUCCACCGACACGUACUGUACAUGUCACGCUGGACAACGGUGUAACUAUUGCUGUUAAUCUCGAGGGUCGAACCACACUUGCCACGCUCACAAUUGGGUGGUUCUGUAAUGAAGUUAUCAAAUCUUACAUGAUAUUACACGGCAAACGGCCAGUCAUUAAGCUGCGACCAGUGGAAAAUGGUGCGACCCUUCGUUCCUUUACCGAGACGGAACCAUUAACUGCCCUUAUUGGAAGCAGUUCUUCCGACAGAUCGAUUGUUUUCGCGCAAAUAGUGGACUGGGAGCGGAUCAAUCUCGAUCAGUUCUAUGAUGAUUACGUACUGGAACAUAAUCUAGCUAACGAUAACGAUUUGCGAAAAGAGCUGUUGAUGAUGGAUCGCAACGAGAAGAUUGCCUUGGAAGUGAAUUUUGCACGAAACGUUCCAUCGAUACCACUCGCUCCGGCACACGUGCUUUCCAUGGUUUUUUCAGUCAUUUUCUUCCAGCAGGAUUGGUUAAACCAUUUGGAUCUCUCGUUAAAUGGUAUCACCGAUCAGGAUAUGGCCAAAUUAGUACGCUACCUGCCAUCCUUUCAGCAUUUGCGUGUCCUUCGGUUAGCGAUGAAUCUGCUGACUAGCCGAACACUUGAGAUGCUGUGUUUCAGUAGAAAGGAGCAAACAUCACAUAUGGCCACAAUGGACACGUUCAACAAUGUUCAACCAGCGUUAGGAGCGGGCCAGUUAACGGAACUUGAUCUUAGCCACAAUCCUCUCCAUGACACGGCACUCGUACCACUCGGGACUUUGUGCAAUGCUUUGCCGAACCUUCGCAUCCUACGGAUCCGCUCAACACAAAUAUCCAACUUCAUUCCCUCCGAGCAUCCCUCAAUUAACAUCGCUCGGUUAGUUUCGUUCGAUAUUUCCGAGAACAAACUAAACACUCGAUCGGUCGAGAAUUUGUUGCAGUUGCUGAAUGACGGUCAACUAAAGGAAGCGAAUUUUAACACGAUGGCAGUACUUUGCAAUGACUUCAAGCCCAAGCUAUGGCAAACUAUCACCGAGCAUCGGCUCGAUUCUUUGCGACUGCUUAAUCUUCGAAAUUGUCGUCUAACGGACGAGGAGCUGGAAUCGUGUCUACUACCAGCGUUAGGUCGCAACUGCGAAAAGCUCAUCCAUUUAGAUCUUUCACUGAAUGUACGACUCACGAACCGCUCGUUUGUGGCCCUGCUGCGUCACUGUGCCACUGCUUCGUAUCGCCUGGAACAUGUACGAUUCGAUCACGAUGUGCAACUGUUAGCCAACCUAGACAACUAUAGCACGCGAUUAGAAGAGCUACUGCAACUAAUCGAGCUGAGCUCGAGUGCUCACUAUCCGCAGGAGAUCUACGGUAUACUACCGACGCGCGAUUACUCGGCCGAUCGGCAAAAACUACUUCUCGAGCUACUGGAAGCCCUUUGGCGUCGCAUUUGGUCAACGAAACAAGCAUACAUUACGACGAACGAGAGUGAUCGAUCGAUCAAGCUAUCGGUUGAUUGAAAUUAUAAUGUCUCCCCCGAGUGCCUUAGUAAAUACAGUACAUUUGCUGACCU
Messenger RNA from Anopheles aquasalis, 4751 nucleotides. RefSeq names its product tonsoku-like protein. Gene Ontology annotation, biological process: replication fork processing; double-strand break repair via homologous recombination. Gene Ontology annotation, molecular function: protein binding. The record is from RefSeq and is a predicted model, not a curated record. Gene Ontology annotation, cellular component: nuclear replication fork. NCBI's taxonomy places the organism in Eukaryota, Metazoa, Arthropoda, Insecta, Diptera, Culicidae.